Messenger RNA from Cucurbita maxima (winter squash), 2213 nucleotides. RefSeq names its product importin subunit alpha-2-like. Lineage: Eukaryota; Viridiplantae; Streptophyta; Magnoliopsida; Cucurbitales; Cucurbitaceae. Gene Ontology annotation, cellular component: cytoplasm; nucleus. The record is from RefSeq and is a predicted model, not a curated record. Gene Ontology annotation, molecular function: protein binding; nuclear import signal receptor activity. The transcript has 11 exons. Gene Ontology annotation, biological process: NLS-bearing protein import into nucleus. The coding region runs from base 211 to 1800 and encodes 529 amino acids.
UAGGGUUCCCCAACGUUCACUACACUCUCUCUCCUUCUCUCUCUUCCACUGUGAAACUCAAAACUCGAAAAAAAAAAACAAAGUACAAAACUUCAUACCAAAUUCUUCCUCUCUUCUUCUCCGGCGAUUCAAAUCCCUCAUUCCUUAUUGGAACAUCGUAGAUUUCAUCUACUAAUCGGGGUUUGAGUUCGUCUCUCUGGUAUUCAAACGAUGUCGCUGAGACCGAACGAGAGGGCUGAGGUUCGGCGGAACCGGUACAAGGUUGCGGUGGAUGCCGAUGAAGGUCGGAGAAGAAGGGAGGACAAUAUGGUUGAGAUUCGGAAGAAUCGCAGAGAGGAGAGCCUGCAGAAGAAGAGGCGCGAGGGUCUUCAAGCCCAGCAACUGCAAACUUCCACUCACUCAUCGUUAGUGGAAAAGAAGUUGGAGCAUCUUCCGUCCAUGGUUGCGGGUGUUUGGUCUGAUGAUGGUAGUCUGCAACUCGAAUCGACUACUCAGUUUAGGAAACUGCUAUCCAUUGAGCAUAGUCCCCCAAUUGAACAAGUUAUACAGGCAGGAGUUGUUCCUCGCUUUGUUGAAUUUCUAAUGAGAGAGGAUUUUCCACAGCUUCAGUUUGAAGCUGCUUGGGCUCUUACAAAUAUUGCUUCGGGAACAUCAGAAAACACUAAGGUGGUCAUUGAUCAUGGUGCUGUGCCAAUAUUUGUGAAACUUCUUGGUUCUCCAAGUGAUGAUGUCCGUGAGCAGGCUGUUUGGGCUUUAGGAAAUGUUGCUGGGGAUUCUUCAAGAUGUCGUGACCUGGUUCUUGGUCAUGGAGCAUUGCCUCCUUUAUUAGCACAGUUGAACGAGCAAGCUAAGCUUUCUAUGCUGAGGAAUGCUACCUGGACGCUAUCCAAUUUUUGCAGGGGCAAACCACAGCCUGCUUUUGAACUGGUCAAACCAGCACUUCCAGCUCUUGCACGUCUAAUGCAUUCAAAUGAUGAAGAAGUUUUGACUGAUACCUGCUGGGCACUCUCAUACCUUUCUGAUGGUACGAAUGACAAAAUCCAAGCUGUUAUUGAGGCAGGUGUUUGCCCUCGUCUCGUCGAGCUAUUAAUGCAUCCUGCUCCUUCAGUGCUCAUUCCUGCCCUUCGAACGGUUGGUAACAUUGUUACUGGCGAUGAUUUGCAAACUCAGGUUAUUAUCCAACACAAUGCCCUGCCUUGCUUGCUAAAUUUAUUGACUAAUAAUCAUAAGAAGAGCAUCAAGAAAGAGGCUUGCUGGACUAUAUCUAAUAUAACAGCCGGGAACAAGGCACAGAUUCAGGCCGUUAUAGAUGCCAAUAUAGUUGCUCCCCUAGUUCAUCUGCUCCAAAAUGCCGAAUUUGAUAUUAAGAAAGAGGCUGCGUGGGCAAUCUCGAAUGCCACAUCUGGAGGUUCUCAUGACCAGAUCAAGUACUUAGUAAAUCAAGGGUGUAUCAAACCUGUGUGCGAUCUUCUAAUUUGCCCCGAUCCUAGGAUUGUCACGGUUUGUUUGGAAGGUCUUGAAAAUAUCUUGAAGGUAGGAGAAGCUGAAAAGAACACAAGUGAUACAGGAGGUGUUAAUAUUUAUGCUCAAUUGAUUGAUGAUGCCGAGGGGCUAGAGAAAAUUGAGAAUCUGCAGAGUCAUGACAAUACUGAAAUUUAUGAGAAGGCAGUGAAGAUCCUUGAGACCUACUGGUUGGAAGAGGAAGAUGAGACUAUGCCACCAGGUACUGCUUCCCAAGCUGGAUUCAAUUUUGGUGGCGAUCGGCCUGUCGUACCAUCUGGGGGAUUCAACUUCGGCUAAGAAUGCUUUCCUGUGGGUUAUUUCAACAACAUCUCCAGUCGGUCAGGUCAGGCGUGUUAUGUCAUUGUUUCGCCAUGCUUAUUCCAGUCCCAGUUGUUAUUUAGAGGUGUUGCUGGACUGGCUCAGAUGCUUUCAUGAGUCGGGAAUUGACAGAUCUGAGAAAUCGAAGCGAAUUUCGUUUGGCAAACUGAUUUUUUAUUGUUUUUUUCUUAGUUGUCUACUUGUUAUAAACAUGAAAACCAAGCAUUGUUUUCUUUUUCUUUUACACUAUUACGCUCUUUUUAUUUUUUGUUCAUAGUUUUUCCAGAGAGUAGAUUCCAUUUUGGCGAGCUGGUAUCUUCUAUGUUGUUUAUGUUAAACAACACAUUCAAGAAAGUUUUGGUACUAUCAUUUGAUUCCCUAUUUGGUACAAC